This is a messenger RNA of Purpureocillium lilacinum, 543 nucleotides long. Its product is annotated as N-alpha-acetyltransferase mak3. Gene Ontology annotation, biological process: N-terminal peptidyl-methionine acetylation. The record is from RefSeq and is a predicted model, not a curated record. Gene Ontology annotation, cellular component: NatC complex. Gene Ontology annotation, molecular function: protein-N-terminal amino-acid acetyltransferase activity. Lineage: Eukaryota; Fungi; Ascomycota; Sordariomycetes; Hypocreales; Ophiocordycipitaceae.
AUGGCGCAGCCCCCCGGACUGGAGUAUAUCCAGUACCAGCACGGGCUGGAGUCUCAGUACCUCCCGGCCAUCAGAUCACUCAUCUCUAAAGACCUUAGCGAGCCCUACAGCAUCUAUGUGUACCGCUACUUUCUUUGCCAAUGGGCACAUCUAUGCUUCAUGGCUCUGAACCCAGCCGACUCAUCGCUCAUCGGAGUCAUUGUCUGCAAGCUUGAGGUUCAUUCCUCCCACUCCCCUCCCACCCGUCGGGGCUACAUCGCCAUGCUUGCGGUGUCGUCGCCCUUUCGCGGCCACGGGGUCGCCACCGCCUUGGUAAAACGAGCCAUAGACGCCAUGGUCAACCGGAAUGCCGACGAGAUCGUCCUCGAGACGGAAGAGACCAACGUCCCGGCCAUGAGGCUCUAUGAGCGGCUAGGCUUCCUAAGAUCCAAAAAGUUGCAUCGUUACUACCUCAACGGCAACAGCGCUUAUCGACUCGUCCUCCCGCUCCGAGAUGUAGACUCAGGCGGCACCCCGGACUAUUACGGUGACGACGUCACUUGA